CAGCCUCAAUGUCCGCAACUUCGACGUUCACAAGUACGGCCACAAGCAUCUGGUGAAGGCGAGGCGCGAGCAGCGGAACAAGUCGCAACUGGAAGUCGGGCUUCGGUGGCGCAAUCAGUAUCUGUGGAACUUCAAGGCGUAACAUCGAUACAUAUAUGGUACACUGUCUGAUAGCGCGAAUCUUGAUAGCGAACUGCGUGGUGGCGAUGAGACAUGCCCUUGAUGGCGCCUACCCGGAUUGAGCACACAUUACAAGAAGCCGAGACAACAUAUUCCAAGGCCGCCAAGAGCGAACUACACGGUGACUUUGAUCGCGCGUUCCGACUCUAUGUGAAGGCUGCCGAAGACUUCCUGCAUCUAGGCCAGAUAUGCCAUGAUGCACGACAACGUGCCAGUUCCAAAGACCAAGCAGCAAAAGCAUUGGAACGCGCAGAGAAGAUUAAACAGGCACGGCCGGAACUCAGGCCGCUCGCAAGACAUCAUUUCGCCGAGCAAGAACAAUUGUAUGUGCUCAGGAAGUCGGCCCUUGUAAAUGGUGUCCGCUACCCUCUGUGGGACGAAGACGCAAAUGGGCUGCGUGAUAUCAGGCAUCCCGCCCUCUCUCUGGACCAACAGCGCAAUCAUGCAGUAUGGAGGAAGGCCGAGAAUAGCUCCGUGAAUCUGGCGAGCUCACCGCUUGAACCACAAGACAUCGUUCAACACAUUGUAACAGACUGUUCCGUGUGCGGCUCCAUAGCCGUGUGCAUAUGUCAUAAUCGGCGCUUUCAAACUGAGCUCGGGUGGUCAAGCUUUUUUUCGACGGAAAGCAGCCAGUCAGCUCAAGAGCCAAACACGGGGAUCUACCAUGUUCGCUUGCUAUUCAAUGGAGCAUACCGACGCGUAGCCAUCGACGACAAGCUUCCGACAUAUCCCGACGGUACCUUCAUGUGUCUGACCACGGGCGACAAACGACAAAUUUGGCCAUCGCUCUUGGAGAAGGCGUAUAUGAAACUCAUGGGAGGCUAUGACUUCCCUGGCUCCGACUCGUGCAUAGAUCUACACGCUCUCGCGGGAUGGAUACCCGAGCAUGUGAAUCUCAAAUCCUCGAACUCUCAACGUGAGCGCUUGUGGGCACGCAUGGCGCAGGGUUCCUACAACGGGUCUUGCAUGCUCACACUGGGCACCGGUGAAAAGGCGGAUAGUCUACCUUUAGACGAUAUUAAUCUGCUUCCUGCCCAUUGCUAUGCCGUGAUUGAUGUUUCAUCAAGCCCUGAAAACCGAGAAUUGACUAUACUGGAUUCAUGGUGUCACGCGGAGCCUGGCCCUACCAACGACGAUACCAUCGAGCACAAACGUCCACAUACUUUCAAGCUUUCCUGGGACAUAGCUCGCAAUGUCUUCGACGGCGUUUAUCUUAGUUGGGAUCCAGGGAUUUUUGAAUACCAGAUAACGUUCCACGGAACAUGGACAGCCGGUUCUCUAUCGUUGAAGGAAGAGGAUACACACUCAUGUCAUUUCCGGUUGCAAUUGCGGACAGGAAUCAGUAAGGGCCAGCGAGGUGACGAAGACAUCUGGGUGCAGUUGACGCGGCAUGUCACGGAUACGAGACGCACUUCCGAGUACAUAUCACUACUUGUGAACGGCGAUGAAGACACAAAGAGAUCACCCACGGACAUCAACCCUCUGACGCUGAAGGGUGAAUAUACCAAUGAUAUCCAUACCCUAGUGCGAUACACAGCGUCGCGCGCUGAUCAGGUGCUGCAUCUGGUUGCGGCUUACGAAGGACGACUAAGCGACGUCGGCUUCACUGUCACUGUGUAUUCUAACACGAACAUAUCCUGGAUAGAAGAGAUACCCAAAGCCCUGUACUCGAAGGAGUUGGAUGGGGCGUUCAGCUCCAAAACCGCAGGCGGCCAUCAUGGCAACCCAACAUUCAUGGACAAUCCACAAUAUCACCUACGAAUACACCCUCGCGAGUCAUCCCAUAAGAGUGUUUCGGCUGCGAAUAGCAAGGCCUGUACGUCGAUCGCACUGCGAAGCCCCCGACAUAUCCCAGUCAACAUCUCGCUCGUGUGGUCCAAGGGAGAACGCAUCACAGAAAUGGGUCAUAAUGAGUUGGCCGCGAAUUCGGGUCCAUACGGCUUCGGAUACGCACAUGUGACACGCGACCUGCCUGUGGGCGACUACACUCUCAUUGCGUCUACAUUUGAGCCGCAACAGUUUGGAUCGUUCAGGCUGCGCGUGGAGAGUCAGCUGCGGUUCGAGCUUACGCCAUUACCUCAAGAAGGAGCUGGCAUGUUCGACAAAGUCGUCCGCGGGGCAUGGACUGCUGAGACUGCAGGCGGGGGUCCAAGCUCGAGUCGGUAUACAACCAAUCCACGCUACGAGGUACAAGUCGAUACGGCUACCCAACUGAAAGUGCGACUGCAGCUCCUCGAGACCGUCCCGCCCGCAUCUGUCAACGUCUCCCUCUUCAGACACAAGUCGCCUCGUCACUCGUCGUUGGAAACAACGUCGGGUCCGUACUCGGACGGCGUCGCCGGUGUAGCGACUCCGCAGGUCACGCUGCAGCCGGGCAUAUACCACGUCGUGCCCUCGACGUACAACCCCGGGCUGCUGCGCGCGUUCAAGCUGAUAUUCUACAGCAGCACCGCGGUCAAGAUAUCUCCUGUCCCGCACGCGUGAGGUAGCGCACCUUGGUUGAGGUCAUUCCACACCUCGUUGGCGCCGGAAAGACGGCGAGGUAAGGAUGUAUUCAUUUACGCGUUUGAGUGUAGCUCGAGAUGGGUUGGCCUCGGGCCUGCUCGAUAUGAUCCACUGUAGCCUUGUACUGAUGGACUGCUUCGUCGCCGUGUGUCCUAGUCAGGAAUUGUAUUUAACUCUGAUGUAACAAGAAAUAUGCGACAGACUCACUUAAUGUAUCCUGUUCCUCGUG
Messenger RNA from Rhodofomes roseus, 2914 nucleotides. RefSeq lists its product as uncharacterized. The transcript has 22 exons. The coding region runs from base 214 to 2664 and encodes 816 amino acids. Lineage: Eukaryota; Fungi; Basidiomycota; Agaricomycetes; Polyporales; Fomitopsidaceae. The record is from RefSeq and is a predicted model, not a curated record. Gene Ontology annotation, molecular function: calcium-dependent cysteine-type endopeptidase activity. Gene Ontology annotation, biological process: proteolysis.